AUGAUGCUGCAGUUCCGGCCAAGUCAACCAUUUCGCCAGGGGGCAAAGAAACACCGUUCCACCAAUACUUCCUCUUCCCCUCCUCCGCCACUCCUUGCCUCAUCACCCUUACCACAGUCUCCUCCGCCAACUUUCGAGCCCAUCAUGCGCUGCCUGAAGACAGGUUGUAUGCCCUCCUCGCCCCGGUUCGAUUGCCUCGGGUUCGAGGCGCGUUCUCCACUCAGUCAAUCCAGCAAUCCCAACCAGCAUUCCACCAACAGUGAACCCGGUCACCUGCUUCCCGUUCGCUCAAUUUCAAACCGGUACCGUAAUCCCAUUUUAUUUCAACCCUCCACCUGGCGACGCACUGCCUCCAAUUCGUCACCUCCUCGUGAGACUUUUGGCUCUUUCAACAAUACCUCCUGUUCUCCAGACUCUGUAUCAGACCCGACAUUUUCAUCUAGCUUCAAUUCUAACCUAAGCACAAGUCCCGGUGCAACGACCGGCUUGGCGUCCGGGAAGACUGUACUUCCGGAAGGACUAGCUAGAUUUGCAGCAAACUCCUGUCUCAAUCGGCGCCGUAUUAAUCCUCUAACCAUCUCAUCAACUGCAAUCACAUUUGAAGACUCCCUGCAGUGGCCCAAUCCGAACCCAUUACAUCAUCCCUCUCCUGUUGAAAAUCCACCGCAAAAUUUUGCGACAAAAGCUAGUUCUAGCCCACCUCUCGUUGCUUCAGCGGUAACUUCCGUGGUCCCUGCUGGUAGCUUGCCUAGUUCCCCUAUGCGCAGCACACAUUCACCCCGCCUUGUCGGUAGGAGCCAUAUCAGCCCUUUAGCACAGGCCUUCUGGCUAGCAAACGGACUACGCGGCAGCGACUGUAUUCCUGAGGAAGAUGAAGAGUCAAUAGGUACUUCUAAAACUGUUGCGACUGCCUCCAAUGCUCUUGUGGCAACCACAACGCCGAAAGUGCAGUCCCUGACGGCCAAACAUGUGAUAUCGAGGAACAUGGUAUCUGGAGGCCAACGAAAUCCCACAAAUAGUAGUUGGGCCGCAGAAAUGGCUUCAUUGCGCUUUGGCACAGGAAUUUGGAAUACUACUUCAGUUUCCACCUCACCAUCUAUCUCAAACUGGUCGAAGCGUCUUGUUGGACACCCAACACCUUCACCUCCGCCCCCACCAUCAUUGUCUUCGCCCGCUGUCACAAGCUUCUUGGACGUCAGGAUGGCGGCGCUUAAGGCAGCGGUCCCCCGACGCCCGGUAGGCUGUGGUGCACGUAUGAAACAGUACUUUAGUGCUCCUCCGGGAAUUUACUGGCCAGAAACCAUCAUUGAACAAGUGGAAGAGGAGGAACAAGAAGAAGUAGAAGGGCAAGAAGAGGAACAAAAUGAGGAGCAUAAGCGAGGUAAAAGUGAAGAGAUAGAGAGGCAGGUUUCUAUGUCCCACUCGCCUCAUCAACCGAGUGAUGAUACCUUGCAAUUAGGGAGACUGGAACCAUCCAUAACAGGGGACACUCGUCAGCUUAAAGAUGCUGCUGCUGUCAUUAAUGGAUGUGAAUCGGCUGUAGCAAUGGAGGUUUCUUUUGCGACAUCGCUUUCCGAUAAUCUAUCCUCCAUCUCAUCGCCGUCAUCAUCUGAUAUGGCAGACUCAGGUACUGAUGGCCCUGGGCAUAAGGACUGGUUUGGCUCAGGUAACACUGCCGCCUGGUUCGUUCCGCUGGGUCCUGCCUUCCCCGAAGGGUUUGCUACAACUACGACCACUACUUCCGCUCCUAUGGCGAUGUGCACUGAGGUAUCCUCUGCCUGGCCGCAAGCUUGGGAUUCGUCUGUUUCGACCUUUGCAAACCAAUCUUUCGCGAUGACCGGACUUCCGACACGUCCGGUUUCUGCCGGACCAGAAGGAGCUGUAUUGUGUGAGCAAAUUUACGAUGACUUAGCCGGAGAUGAAGUUGAGCAGAAUUUGGUCAUCUACUCUAAUUGUCGGCUACCCAGACAGAUAACCUCCGAGUAA
Molecule: messenger RNA, 1986 nt
Organism: Protopolystoma xenopodis
Lineage: Eukaryota; Metazoa; Platyhelminthes; Monogenea; Polystomatidea; Polystomatidae
Source: the annotation of a GenBank genome assembly